AUGUCGAUGAUUGGUUCAACAAAAAAUUAUUCUCCCGAGCAGUUAGAAAAAGCUGUAGAAGCUGUUAAAAUGCCGAUAAGAUUGCAGUUGCUGCUAAACGUUUCGGAGUACCUAGCUAUUCAAUUGGAGAAAAAGCCAGCCAAGGUCCAAGCUGCAACAUUUAUGGCUGUAAUAGGUCCAGACGCGAUCGAAAUUUACAACAGUUUCAAUCUCAGCGACGCAGACAAAAAUAACCUGCAAACCAUCAUAAAUAAGUUUGUUGAGUAUUUUGCGCCAAAAAGCAACAUAUCUUUCGAGAGAUACAUAUUUUUCAAGAUCGAACAAAACGAAGAUGAACAUUUCAAUGAGUUUUUGACCAGAAUAAAGACCCAAGCAAGAAAAUGUGAAUUCGACAAUUUGCUCGACGAAAUGUUGAAAGACAAGAUAGUAUUUGGAAUCAGAUCUAAUCAACUGCCCCUGUCCAAAGCUGCCCCCCUCUCCCCUAAUAAGUGCAAGAAAAAUGGUCACUUCGCAAAUAUGUGCAAAUCAAAAAAGAAAUAUGAUGAUAAAAAGAAUAAAAACAGAGUGAAUACAGCAGCAACAGAAGAAAGCUCAAAUUCAGAAGACGAAGUAUUCAUAUCAGUGUUAUGUAGCGGAGAAAAAAAAGACUGGUCUGAAAGUAUACAAGUUGGUGAAGCAGAGCUACUAUGCAAAAUAAAAAAUGAAGAAACCAAUAUAACAUUCAAAGUAGUUGAGGAGAGGGUUACACCGAUUCUGGGACUCGAAACCUGCAAGAAAUUAAGACUCAUUGCUCGAGUAAAGUCACUGAAAGAGAGCACCAAAGACAUAUUUAACGGCCUAGGAUGCUAUAAGAACUACGAAUAUGAUAUAGACUUAAUCGAAAAUCCAAAGUUUGAAAUAAAACCAUCUAGAAGAAUACCACAUGCAAUAAGAAAAGAGGUGAAGCACGAACUAGAUAGAAUGGUAAAGAUGGAUGUAAUAAAACCAGAGACUGAGCCAACUCCUGCAGUGAGCCCAAUGGUAGUGGUAAGGCAGAAGGACAAAAUUAGAAUAUGUAUUGACCCUUCUGAUGUGAAUAAAAAUAUUCUCCGACGUCAUUACCCACUCACAACGAUAGAAGAAAUAUCAGCAGACAUAAAAGGCUCAAAGUAUUUUGCAUUACUUGACUGUACCAAAGGGUUCUGGCAGAUUAGAUUAACAGAGAGGACACAAAAGAUACUUACAUUUGCUACACCUUGGGGAAGAUACUCUUUCAAAAGACUUCCCUUCGGGGUCUCAUCAGCACCUGAAAUUUUCCAAGAAAUACUCAGUAAUUUGCUCUGUAAGUUUCAAAAUGUGAGAGUAGCAAUCGACGAUAUCUUCAUUUAUGACAAAAGUAAGGAUGAAUUACACAAAACUGUCAGAGAAGUCAUCGAUGUUUUGAAUAAAUCAGGUUUCAAACUUAACAAAAAUAAGUGCAUUAUGGAGGCACAAAGAAUAAAAUUUUUGGGACAUAUAGUGUCAGCCAAUGGACUUGAAGCUGACCCAGAAAAAGUCGAGGCCAUACAAGCAAUGAAAACACCCAAAAAUAAAACAGAAUUACAAAGAUUAUUGGGGAUGAUCACAUAUCUAAACAAAUUUAUUCCCAACAUGGUCAGACCUUACUAG
Molecule: messenger RNA, 1647 nt
Organism: Ostrinia nubilalis (European corn borer)
Lineage: Eukaryota; Metazoa; Arthropoda; Insecta; Lepidoptera; Crambidae
Exons: 4
Coding region: 1-1647 (548 amino acids)
Source: RefSeq, a predicted model, not a curated record